Caenorhabditis briggsae is the source of this 1065-nucleotide messenger RNA. The transcript has 5 exons. The record is from RefSeq and is a predicted model, not a curated record. Bases 1 to 1065 code for a protein of 354 amino acids. Lineage: Eukaryota; Metazoa; Nematoda; Chromadorea; Rhabditida; Rhabditidae.
AUGAAAAACUCGAUUUUUCUCAUAUUUUUCUGUAUUUUCUCUUGUUUUUCGAAAUUUUCAACUGGCCAAAAUGAUUUUCCGGAUUGUGACCCGAAAUGUGUGUUUCAAAUUGGAAAUUUGACAUCAAAAAGUAUUGGAUCAUUUCCCAAAAAAUGCUCCAAAGUUUGCUCCAAAAUUUAUAUCGAUGAGACAGCUAAAUUAAGUGCUGAGCAAUUAAAAUAUGUUUUCAAGGAUAUGAAAACAUUGAAAGGAAGAUUGGAAAUUGUGCAUACGAGUUAUAAGAAUUUGAAUUUUCUUGCUGGACUGCAAGCUAUUGAAGCUAACACAUCCAGUGUUACUAUAAGUGGUAAUCCAGGAUUAGAAGAAUUGGGACUUACCAAUUUGACCUCAAUAAAUGGAACUUUCUUUGUAACAUUUAAUGCUAAAUUGAAAAGGUUGAAAUUGCCAAAUUUGAAGAAUGCCCAACUACAUAGUCCAUAUUCUUUCACUCCUGCAGUCAGUUUUGGUUCAAAUUCUCCAAAAUUUUGCAUGACACUUCAAGAAGCCAAAAUUUUCCUCAAUUUCCGAAAAAUCAAUUCUUUCAUGUUUGAUUCAAAAGUUUGCAAACCUGGAAAUCCCACCAAAAAAAUCUGUGUAGCUCCUAAAAUUGGAUGUGAAAAUCUGGUGGGAGAUUUGAAGAUUGGGCCGAAAUUCGAUUUCAAAAAAGUGAAAUCUUUGAAAUUCUUAUAUGGAAGUCUAAUUGUCAAGAAUUCAAAUUUAACGGAUUUCAAAGUUUUUGAAAACUUAUUGGAAAUUGUUCAACUGAAUACAACAAAACUGGCAAUCGAUGUUCAAGACAACAAGAAGCUUCAAAGUGCGAUGUUUCCAAAAUUACAGAGAAUCUACACUGAUCACAUGAUUGGAGCCAGUUUCAAGAAUAACCAUAAUUCUUUGAAAUUCGAUUUCAACGCUUGUUUUUCGAUAAGGAAUGUAGUUGGAGGACAGUAUAAUCAUUUUUCAACACGAUUCGAUGACUUGAGUUGUGAAGAUAUGGAACGAUUGAAGAAACCAAAUGGCGGGAAAUGA